GUAUUAUUUCCCCUUUUCUGUUUUUUUUGAUUUAGAAAUACUCUAUAAUGCUUAGUUGCGAGAACAUAUUUAUAUUUAAUUGGGUGAAUAAUUACAAGCAACAAGUUGAACACUUGAGGGAAACUUUUGAACAUGAAUCAUUAAAGAACCGUGUGCGUGUUUUCAAUAACCUGACAUGCGAUGAGUUGUACGAGGAAAUGGAUCGUUUGACCAAAGUGUCGUUUGACCUUUUUCCCUAUGUAAUGGUUGUAGUUCUGGAGAAUAAAAGUCCAAGAGGACGAUUCAUUUGCACCAAAGAUAGUUAUCACAUUCUUUUAGAUAUGGAACUGCUGACGCUAUUCAAGACCAACAAAACACUUGCUGGAAAACCACGAGUCUUUAUUGUCCAGAAAUUACAAGAUUAUAGAUGUUAUGGGGAUACUGAAUCUGAAGAUGAAAAUGGCAACCUACCACCUACCGUAGAGGAGCGAAGAAAACACAUUGAUUUAAAAAAAGAGUUCAAAGAAAUUACUAAAAAUAAACGACUCUAUGAAGGUUUACAAUAUUUAAUAGCAGCCAAUGAAGAAACGCCUAACUUUCAAAGCAGUCCCUUUAUCCGCAUCUUUUGCAAGCAAUUCUUGGAAAAAUCGACCUCUAAGUCAAUGGGCGAAAUAUACUCGCUCAUUGUGAAAGAAAUAAAAGAGAACUACGGCAGGUACAGCAUUGAUAUACAGCUGCAAACAAAUAAGACUAGUGAAGAUAGUGGAAUACUGGACAAAGUAAUUGACUCUGAUGAAAUGAGAGAUUUUUUAUGAUCGAUUAAAAAUGUUUUAUAUUCGUAUGUUUUUGUUACAAUCCGUUUAGAAAAUAAAUCAAAUUUUCAGCUUA
Molecule: messenger RNA, 867 nt
Organism: Stomoxys calcitrans (stable fly)
Lineage: Eukaryota; Metazoa; Arthropoda; Insecta; Diptera; Muscidae
Exons: 3
Coding region: 48-794 (248 amino acids)
Biological process (GO): proteolysis
Molecular function (GO): cysteine-type endopeptidase activity
Source: RefSeq, a predicted model, not a curated record